Hippopotamus amphibius kiboko is the source of this 1305-nucleotide messenger RNA. Its product is annotated as olfactory receptor 287-like. Gene Ontology annotation, cellular component: membrane. Bases 1 to 1305 code for a protein of 434 amino acids. The transcript has 3 exons. Gene Ontology annotation, biological process: G protein-coupled receptor signaling pathway. The record is from RefSeq and is a predicted model, not a curated record. Gene Ontology annotation, molecular function: olfactory receptor activity. Lineage: Eukaryota; Metazoa; Chordata; Mammalia; Artiodactyla; Hippopotamidae.
AUGGCGUGCGUGCUCCGGAGGCAGAGGGCCGGGCCCGGUGGUGCGCGUGUGCGCUGUGUGUGCAGCGUGCGUGUGGGGUGUGCAGGGGCGGGGGAAAACCUCCACCCGAGGCUGUGGCUCCUGCGGCCGCCCCGCCCCCAGCCGUCCAGCAUGUGCACACGUCGGGUGAAGCCUGGACCGGCCGGCCCACCUGCCUCGCCGCAGCCGCGGCUGCUGGGCUCUGGGCUCGUGCGGCGACCUCCAGCUGCUGGCGGGGAGGCGGUGCUGGUGACAGAGCUGUUCGCAAGCCCACGUGUCGGGCGCCUGGACUCCCAGCUAUGGAAGAAUCGGGGCGUCCGGCGAGAACAGGGCUCCCCGUGGGCUGCCUCGGAGCACAUCACGGUCUGGGGCCGCAGCCAGAAUCUGUCCACGCAGGGGCCGUUCAUCCUGCUGGGCUUCCCAGGGCCUCGGGGCCUGCACGUCAGGCUCUUCCUGCUCUUCCUGGUCAUGUAUGUGCUCACGGUGGCCGGAAACCUGGCCACCGUCUCCCUGGUGGGGGCUCACCGGCACCUGCGGACGCCCACGUACUUCUUCCUCUGCAGCCUCUCCUUCCUGGAGGUCCGGUUCACCAUGGCCUGCGUGCCCAAGACCCUGGCCGCCUUCGCCUGGCGCAGCGGAGCCAUCUCCUCCGAGGGCUGCGCCGUGCAGAUGUACUUCAUCUUCUCGCUGGGCUGCACCAGGUACUUCCCGCAGGCCGCGAUGGCCUACGACCGCUACCUGGCCACCUGCCUGCCGCUGCGCCACGGCAGCAUCAAGACGCCCGGCCUCUCCGCCCGCCUGGCCCUGGGCUCCUGGCUCUGCGGCUUCUCAGACAUCACCGUGCCUGCCGCCCUCACCGCCCGCCUCUCCUCCUGCGGCUCGCGUGUCAUCCACCGCUUCUUCUGCGACGUCACGCCCUGGGUCGUGCUGCCCUGUAGCGACACGCGGGCAGCGGAGCUGGCGUCUUUCGGCAUCGCCUCCGGCGUCAUCCUCGGCACCACGCUGGUCUCCUCCGCCCGCAUGGUCGCCACCGUGGUCAGGAUUCCCUCGGCCCCGGGCCGGCGCCAGGCCUCCUCCACCUGCUCGCCGCACCUCACGGUGGUCCUCCUCUGCUACGGCUCCACCCCCUUCCUGCACGUGAGGGCCUCGCUGGGGAGCUCACUGGACCUGACCAAGGCCGCCACCGUACUCGACGCCAUCGUCACCCCGGUGCUGAGCCCCUUCACCUACACGCUGAGGAACAAGGAUGUCGAGGACGCUCUGCGGAGGGGGGUGCAGGGGAAGUGA